This is a messenger RNA of Emiliania huxleyi CCMP1516, 1437 nucleotides long. RefSeq lists its product as hypothetical. The record is from RefSeq and is a predicted model, not a curated record. Lineage: Eukaryota; Haptophyta; Isochrysidales; Noelaerhabdaceae. Bases 23 to 1423 code for a protein of 466 amino acids. The transcript has 5 exons.
GGCGGCGCUGCCACUGCGGAGCAUGUCACCGGCCAGCGAGCUAGCGCUGGCGCCCCUCUCUCCGCUCGGCAUGUCCGCGUCUGGACUGAGCUCCGGCUUGGGCGUCGGCGGCUUGGGCGUCGGCGGGGCGGGCAUGGGCGGCGGGCUCACUGUGGACGUCGCCGAUGCCGGUCUCCACGCCUUCUCGUCCGUGGCGCUGGCGGGCGGCGGCGUCGCCGGCGGCGGCGACAGCUCCCUCUUCUCCGACCUCGUCUCUGCCAUGGGCGCUGAGGCCAGCGGCGCGUACGGCGGCGCCGUGCCUGUGAGCGCCGCCAUCCCGCUGCACGCGCCCGGCGGCGCAGCCCAACAGGGCGAGGCGUCGCUCUCGCCGCUGGGGGUGACUCAUUUGCCCGGCAUGCCGCCGGCCUUUCCGACGCCGUACGGCAGCGCGCUGGCGACGGCGCCUGACGACGGGCCCAUCCUUCAGCUCGCCGAGCUCGCCGCGGCGGAAAGCUGGACCGUCAUGUCGUCGCAGGGGAACAUGCACGUCUCCUGGCGGCAGCGGGGUGGGCGGCUGCUCUGGCGCGCGGUGGCCGAGGGUGUCCCCGCCAUGCCCGCAAUGGUCGCCGCGGCCGUGCGCCACACGCUGGGGCAGUGGGGCGAGGCGGACGGCGUCAUCGGACAGGUCCGCGUGCUGUCCGAGGGUGGCGGGGUGCCGUGGUGGGUCAACGAUUGCGGCCCGUGCUUUGAGCAAGUGCUGCACGCGACCACGCGGCACGACUCCGGCCUCUCCAAGUUCUUUCAGCAGCGCGACCUCGUCUUCCGCUCCGUCUGGCACACACACCUGCCGCAUGCGGCCCACGAUCGAUGCGGCGGCGCCCGAGGUGAGCGGCGUGAUGCGUGUGCCGCUCAACGUCGACGUCGCGGUCGUGCCCGACCCCACCGAGCCCAACGGGUCGUCCAUGUACGUGCUCAUCGACCCGGGCGCUGCCAACGCGCACUUUGUCUCGUACAACCACAGGCAGCUCAUCACUUGGAUGCGGCGCACGCACGAGACCGCGGCUGUGCUCCAGGCGUAUGCCGGCAACGCCACCACGACAGGCGGACAGGCGCACGCCGAGGCAGAGGCGAAUGCCGCCGAGCCGAACUGAAGCAUGAUGUCCUCCCGAAGCCAACCCGGGCGCUGCAUGAGGGCCCCUUCCUCCUUUCGAUCCGUCACACCCGGAUUCUCUCACCCCUGUCUGUUGGCGCUCCCACUGCCCGCCCUCCGCCCUCCGCCGGACCAUCCGACCUACUUGCCAGUGGUGAGCGAGCGCGCCCCGCGCCGAGACCGUCUGUCUGUACGUGCGGGUCGGAGCACGCGUCGCCGGCAGUGCCAUGUGCCGCGGCGGUACAUACACGGAAAUCGGACACACUACGAAGCUACAGCCUACACUCGAAGUAAAGCUCACUAAAUAU